GAAAUAGGAAGCUUUCCAAAAACGCAGUAGUCCUGGCAGCACACAUCAUAAUACCCACGAAAACGUUGUAAUAUCUGCGACAUUAUCCUUGUCGGGGCAGUUCAGCUGUGCUCGAGUCUGAACCAAAGUCACUAAUGGCUCACCCGCUCGGAAUUCAGCCGGAGGGCAAUAUGUACAUACACGACGGCCCUAAUAUCCGUGAAUCAAGCUUGGGCGCGUUGGCGGUGCUGCCGGACGCGCUGCUCCUGGAUAUCCUAGCUCCUGGUGGCGGCGGCGGACUGACGGCGGCGGAUCUGGGUCGGCUGGCUCUGGCCAGCAAGGCCCUGUACUGUUUCGCCAACCUGGAAGAGAGCUGGAAGGGGCUGGUGCUGGAGGAGCUGGGCGGUUGCUUCCGCUGGGCUGGCUGCUGGCAGCGCACCUACCUGCUGUCCACCGGCCGCAUCACCCAGCAGCAGGAGGAGACAGCGAGGGCGCGGGCGGAGCAGGAGGAGGCGGAGGAGCGGGCAGCGGAGGACGCAGAGGCGGAGGAGGAGAAGGAGCAGGCGGCCAAGGAGCAAGCUGAGGCGGAGGAGAAGGAGCGGGCUGCGAAGGAGGAGGCUGCAAAGGAGGAGGAGGAGCAGGAGGAGGGCAGGCGGGGCAGCAAGCGGCGGAAGACCGGUAGCUCGUCCACGGCCGCUGGGAACGGCGCCCAGGGGUCAGCCAAGGGCAAGAAGGGCGCGGGGCCGGCGGCGGUGAAGGCGGAGCAGCCGGGGCCAAACAGCAAGGCGGCAGGGGCCAAGGGCAAAGGUGAGGGAAAGGCGGCAAAAGGGAAAGGAAGGAAGGCCGACGACGACGGUGCGGCCGCCUCACAGCAUGAGGACGAGGCCGCUGCCGGCCCCGGUCCCUCAUCCACGGCCGCUGCUGCCGCUGCCACAGCCAACAGCAACGGCGUCGCUGCUACAGCUCGGCGGCUGCCCCUGUUGCGGCGGCUGGUGCUGCCGGGGCCGCUGCUGACCACUGAAGAAGAGGCUGACGACGCAGCGCCUGGUACUGCUACUGCCGGCAAGAAGGUCGCCGCCAGCAGUAGCGGCAGUAGCAGCCGCGCCCUAUGCCUGCAGCGCUACCUGCAGGUGCGGGGCUUCUACAGUGACCUGCUGUACCAGCCCUGGUUCUGUGCCAACUUCGAAAUGCCGCCGGACUGGCUGCAGCCCAACAAUAUCGACAGGCGCGCCGGUUUAACGCCGGAGCAGUUCCGGGUCGAGUACGAGAUCCCCAACCGCCCAGUCAUCCUCACGGACGCCAUGUCGGGCUGGGCGGCCAUGUCCAAGUGGAGCAACGACUACUUGACGCGAGUGUUCGGGGAUAAGGACGUCAUCGUGGGCAACAUGCCCAUGCCCUUCUCCACCUACGCCGCCUACGCCGCCGCCAACGCGGACGAGAUGCCCCUGUACCUCUUCGACAAGCAGUUCACGGCCACGGCCCCCGCUCUGGCCUCCGACUACCACGUACCGGAGCAGUUUGGCGAGGACCUGUUCGGGCUGCUGGGCGAGACCGGCCGGCCCGACUACCGCUGGCUGAUCCUGGGCCCGGCCCGCAGCGGCUCCAGCUUCCACGUGGACCCUAACGCCACCUCCGCCUGGAACGCGCUGGUGUGGGGAGCCAAGAAGUGGGUGAUGUUCCCGCCCGGCGUGGUGCCGCCGGGCGUGCACCCCUCCCCCGACGGCGCUGACGUGGCCACGCCCGUGUCAUUGGCCGAGUGGUUUGUCAACUUCUACCCCGAGUGCGCGGAGAUGAAGGUGAAGCCGGUGGAGUUUGUGGCUCGGCCCGGCGAGCUGCUGUUCGUGCCGCACGGCUGGUGGCACUGCGCUCUCAACCUGACGGACAGCUGCGCCAUCACCCAGAACUUCGUGUCGGCGGUGGGUCUGCAGGCCACGCUGUCGUUCCUGAGGUCGCGGCGGCCGGAGAUGGUGUCAGGCUGCGCGCACGAGAACAGAUGCGACCUGUACGACCGCUUUGUUGCGGCGCUGCGGACGCAGCGACCCGACGUGCUGGCGACGGUGGAGGCGCGGCAGGAGGAGGCACGGGCCAAGGCGCGAGAGGCCAACAAGCUCGCCGCGCUGUUCAGGCACGGCCCGGAGUCAGUUGCCGCUGCGGCGCCCGCCUGUGCCGGGGCGGCCGUGGCGGCAAGUGGCAGCAGCCAGGCCACGGCGUCUGGUGAUGCAGCGGCGCCGACUGCUAACGGCGGCGGCGGAGGCGGCUUCUCGUUUGGGUUCGGCCUGAGCAGCGGCGGUGGCAGCAGCGGAGCGGCGGCGGCUGCUGGUGGCGAGUCGGCCGCAGCGCCGGCGGGAGGCGGAGGCUUCCGGUUUGGCUUCGGGCUCUGAUUCCGGCCACCAGCUCAUUCCUAAACAUCAGACAGUGGAGCGGGCAGUGCAGGGCACUGCGUCGUCCGGGCUGACUCGGAGAACCGGAUGGCGCGGGGCGUUCAAUCUUGCGUUUAGCUUGCAAUCGAGGCCGCGGGGCGUUAAAUUUUGUAAUGGCUGUCGCGUCGCAUUAGGGAGAGGGAACCAUACCCACGUCACCUUGAACGUGCAUUGUGUGAAGUUGGGUGUGCCUGCACGGCUCCGGCAGUCUCGCCAGCAUCGGCCCAGUCCCUGUGAAGAAGCCAGCAUGUUUGAUGUGAUGCUAAUCUUUCGGUUGACAGAUGGGUGUGUGAUGGGACAGUGGUAAGGCAAGUUGGCAGAGUCCCGUAGGGUGCAGCUGAUUCCCAUACCCAACACAAUUGGCAAACAAUUGGCAGCGGCAGGGCAAGAGUGCGCGGCUGGUAGAACGCCGGACUUACUGUACCGACGAGUUGCUGGCUGGCUGGAAGUUUGCUGACGCGCAUUCCUCACGCUCGCUUGACAGAUGGGCUGUGUUGGCUGUGCAUGACCGCCGCCGGGGCCGCGCGACCGGCGUACGCAGCUGGCUGAACACAAGGACACAAAGAGCUCAGAACUGUGCUGACGGCCAGCGGGGUUGACACGGUGAUGUUCGCUUGUGCGUGUUGCGUUUUUUCAAGCAUGUCAAUAACGGGGACCAUCUCCAGGGCAGCGGUGGUCGGUCGGGUCAGGCAAGGUCAGGCAAGGUCAGGCGAGGACAUCCUGCCAUGGCAAUGUCCAUUGUCGGUCAGUGGCAUGCUGUUAGCAAUCUCCCACGUUGCCUGCUUGGCACGUCGGCUUUGCUGUAGCCUGUUGGGCCCCUUAUUCUGAGGUAGGACUGUACGAGUGUGUGUGCGAUGAGGUAGGAAGGACAUGGCACGCAGCCAGAAACGAGCAGGGAGUACUAGGCAGUACCGC
Molecule: messenger RNA, 3314 nt
Organism: Chlamydomonas reinhardtii
Lineage: Eukaryota; Viridiplantae; Chlorophyta; Chlorophyceae; Chlamydomonadales; Chlamydomonadaceae
Exons: 13
Coding region: 135-2360 (741 amino acids)
Cellular component (GO): nucleus
Molecular function (GO): cis-regulatory region sequence-specific DNA binding; protein binding
Source: RefSeq, a predicted model, not a curated record